Molecule: messenger RNA, 4660 nt
Organism: Drosophila simulans
Lineage: Eukaryota; Metazoa; Arthropoda; Insecta; Diptera; Drosophilidae
Exons: 3
Coding region: 3948-4541 (197 amino acids)
Source: RefSeq, a predicted model, not a curated record
UAUUGGUUAGAGCUUUGUGUUAAAUAAAUAUUUAAAUUAUAUACUUAUUGCAAAAUUGUAAAAUCGAAAGCCACCAUGUUCUUACCCAGAACGGAAAUUCGAUACUCCAAGGAGAUCGAAAAAAUGCCGUUCUGAUUUGAAUGCCCUUCAAGUUCAAUAUUUACAUAUUGAUCGAUCUUGAAAAUCACAUUCCAUCCAGCAAGCCAAAUAGCUAUGAAUUAUUCAAUAAAGCCAGAGGUAAAUUUAUAAAAAUGGCAAUUUGAUUAGGCACACUUAUAGGAAACUUCUUCGCAAAAGCAGGAAUCCAAUCAAAACAAACGGAAUGAUAUUUAUUUUUGGUGGAAUACAAAGUACGGGAGUGACACUCUCGUUUAUCAUUUAUUUAUUGUUAUUGAUUUUUGACAUUUUAUCAUUGAAUUAUGUAUAAAAGGGGGUAGAAGGCGCCAGAGCGAUAAAAACGGGAAUGACAAAGAAGAACAAUAACAGUGUGAAGAAAAAAGUAGACAUAUAGUACAAGUGCUCCACCAAACAAACCCGAAAGAUUUGAAGCCCCCUCUCAUUGUAUCGAUAUGGAUCGGUCGUUUCAUUGAACGAAUAUUGCCCCAAUUGCGUGUACUAUUAGUUUAGGUGGUGUGGUGGUAAAGUUUGUUACACAAAUGCGAGCCAUCAAAGCAAGUCAGUUACAAUCUCUUCCCGAUCGUGAUCGAAGGUUAUCAAUUAUUUUCGAUAUUGACGUCACUGUCGCAGACUUUGUAGGUGAAGCGCAUUUAAUUGAACGUAAUUUAAAAUAGAUAUAAGUUGUUGCUUUCGUCGUUCUGGCUUUAUUCUUCGGCUAUCAGGUCGCAGCGAUCUAUAUGACAGCCAGCAGACGGGGCAAUUAUUCAUAUGCUCGGUUCUGUGUGCGUGACAGUACUCGUUUGUUUGAGAAGCGCAUAGAAGGGCGCUGAAAACGGCAGGGAAGUGUGCGUGUUGAAUCGAUAGGAAUCAUCCAAAUACCUUGAAGUUGUUUACUUAUCUAGAUAGAAGCUUCUAUUCACAAGGGACCAGAAUGAAGACGGUCUACAUUUUUUAAUGUUUUUCUCUGCUCUUUAAAUAAGCGAUAUUUUCCUCAUAUUAACUUUGCAAGACCCACAAUAAUAAUAACUCAACCUUAGCUAGUGAGGAAAAAAUUCAUUCUGAAUCUGGAUUCUAGUAAGAGUUGUAUAUACGUUUUAAUGCUUAGCUAGUCAAUAAUAAUUGCCCAUGUGCAGUGAAGAACGCUAUGCUUUCUUCGUUUUGGGUAUUUAAUUAUUUGUUGCUUUGCACGGCGGGUUUAUUGACCCCCACGGAUAGUGGUAACUUUUUAUCGUUCUUGGGUCAGCAAAAAAUCGAAGAAAAAAAACGAGACAUGAGACGGAGGGGCAGUUGGGGAAGGUAUCCAGGUUCCAAAGGUUACAAAAAUUCAAUGCAAAUUACCUAAGCACAUAUCCGCCUCAUAAGUAAAUGGGUCGGGGCUCAUUAGCGGAGAUCUCUGGCGACGACGAUGAUCAUUACGGUUUCGGUUGCGAUUAUGAUGAUUUUAUAGGGGAGCACCAGCAGAAGUGCUACUGCCCACUUACGUCACCGGUCGCGCCACAGAUACAGAUACACAGGGACACGGAUACAGACACAGCGAUGUGGAGAUACGGAUACUUUGAAGCUGCGAACGAGGCGAUCCAUAUUUCUUUUUGAUUGAUCUACAGCUGAAGGCCGGCAUGCAAAAAUGCAAUUCAGGCAGGGAAGCUGAGGAGCAGCUCACAAAAACCAGAUACAGACACGGCAAAAAUAAAUUCCAGUGCAAUUAGCAGUCGCUUAUUUUUGCUUUUUGUUUUUCCUGACACGCUCGCUGACAUGCAAAGUUACUUAAACCAAACAAAACGAACAUUACACUACUCGUAGGAAACCAAAAAAUCAAGGGGAGGAGGUCGUCGUUUACUUUUAACCACUAUCUAAAAUGUCUAAAAUGACUUUUUCGAAAGUGGGGGUACGACAGAGCCCAAGAUGUUGGCCGUUACAAGCGACCAAACAGUUGAUGGAGUAAUUACAGACAGACCUUUCAACCAAACAAACGAGAAACUAUUUAUUUUUGACAUUUUCCGCUUUUUUCUACCUUGCCCAUUCACGUCAAUCACCGUGAACAUUGAAAAAGUGUCUCUUUGAUAAUUUGCUGAUGGCGACUCUAAUUCUCUGCGGCGAAUUAAAAUAUUUUCGUACAUUUUAUGACAUUUUAAGCGAAUUUUUGGUCAUUAAGGCAGUCAUAAAGCGGCGAGUUUAGUAACCCGUAAACCAGGAAGACAGCGAAUCGUUUGGCCGAGAUUUACUAGCCAUGAAUCACAGUGACGAAUGAGUCACGGAAAAGUGGUGAUUAAAUCUAGGAUAAAACAUUUAUAAGAUCUUUUAAAGGCCAAGCUCAGAUACAUUUUAUGCGAUGGUUCUAAUUAGCAUCAGUUCUCAAAGUAAAGCGUUCGCAAACGUGUUUUUUUUUAGAACAAUAAACCAUCCAGCGAAUCCAUUGAAUAAAUCAUAAGCUGAAUAAUUACUAGUGGAGCCACUCAAUCAAAUGUAAUUCAUGGCAAAAAAUGUGCCUCUAUCAAAUUGAAAAUCGGCCAAGCGUGUUUGAUUUAUUAAAAAAUAAAUUCCAUUUAAAUACAGCUUAUUCCCGCGUUAAUUAGUUUAUUAACCUAACUGUAGUCGUAGCACUGCCACUGACUAUUGUGAUCGUAAACAAAGAAAGCUUUCAAAAUUAAAAUAAACUAUGACAGAUGUGAUUUAAUCGCAGCCGAAUUAAAACGAACAAUGUGACAUCAGACCUGCGUUAAUCAGUAGUACUACUACUAUGUAUUUCUUCUUUUAUUCGCUUUGUGAAAAUUCCUUCAAUCUGACAGAACGAAAAGCAAUCAAUCUUUUUGCGAACCUCUCUCUCACGUCCUAAGUAAGCGUAAUUUAUGCGAUUUCAUUUAAUCGCCAGCAUGUAGAGCAAAUAAUCGUUCGUCACUCCAGAUUUGCCCGCUUUCCGCAUAGCAGCCAAUUAAGAGAGUUCACUUCACUUCACUUCACGGUUGGCAUUAGCCAUUACCCACUGUCAUUAGCCAUUAACUUGGCUUCCUUCUGCUUCUACCAUUUGAUACAAAUGGUAAAAAAGUAAAAAAGUAAAGUAAUGCGUUAGUUAGUUAGUAAUCGCGUAAACAAAACAUUUUCCUACGCUCGACGCUUUCUAUUUUUUGACUAACAUAUUCUGCGUUUUGGUCCCGUUUAAGCCGCCGGCGACAGGCGUAUUAAGCCUUAUCUUAAUUAUAGAUCAAUUAUGGUAGUGGCUCUGCCCACCGAACGCCAGCCAAAUGUACAUAUGUAUAUAUAUUCAGCCGCACAUCAUUAAUUAUAAGUGCAAACUGAAGUCGGCCAUAUGGGAAAGCUGAAAGCUAUAAGCCAAAUGCCAAAUGCCAAAUGGAACUCCAAAUUAACUAAUUCGCUUUCUUUCAGAUGAGUUAUGUGCUAUUCACGAGUGUUUGGACCAUUUUGUUUGACAAGUAACACUGUUUAUCGAAUCCAAAGCAGCAGGAAUGCAUUUUGAUAAAUUUAAAAUAAAUAAAGUAAACAAGCAGGGCGAUAUAGCCGACUUUACACUUUCAUUUCAUAUGCAAAAUGGAAACAAACGAUGGGGGUAUGUCCCGCGUUGAUUAUUUCGCAUUAUUUUGUACAAAUUGCACAAUUACAAUUAAAUUAUACGGCCUGGCGUAAAAUGGCUGAUUAAUGUCAGUAAACCACACCCGAAGUUCCCCCUUUGGACCCACAAAAAACCAAUAAUGCCAAAUGAGAGCGAACGAACAGAUGUGCGGCGAUAUUCAAUUUAUAUGUUUCCUAUACAAAAUAAUAACAAUAAUUAUUCUUAAUAAUUACUGCACUGCUGGGGCCGCAAUGUGUGCCUUUCGAUGGCCAUCGUUAGUAUGAUGACCGACGCCUUUCUGAGGGGAUUACUAAUAGUAUGCUGUCUGGUUGUGCCGAUUCUAUGGCAGCCAUCGCUGGCAACCCGCGAUUUCGAGAUACGUUGGAGGGACAUCAACUGCUCGGUCAUUGACCCCACUACGGCGGAGAUCUUUAAGUGCGACAUCGUGGAAAUGCCGAAGAAGCAGGGCAAUUUCCUGAACACCUUCCUCCUGCUGCGCCGAGCCGUCACGAAAAUGUGGGUGGAGCUGAGCGUGGGCCAGAUCGCCAACCGAAAGGAUCGCCUGCUUCAGCAGCUCUUGAAGAUUCGAGUGGAUGGCUGCCACCUGAUUGAGUUUCGCAGCAAGAACCGCAUCCUGAAUGCCGUGCUCCACAAGCUCUUGCAAUCGGGAAACUAUCCAGAUACCUGUCCCCUUUUGGCGAAUGUCAACUAUACGUCCACGCGAUUUGCACUCAAUCCGGAUCAUUUUCCGGCCUACAUGCCGGACAUGAAGUUCAACACGAAAUUGGUCUUCCAGCUGAGCAGGAAUACGGGUCUGAUCCGGGCCAGUGUGGAUGCCGAGGUGAUGAGACGAUCGUAAGGAGAAAAUAUUUCAAUAAAGCACGAAAAAAAAUGUAUAUAUAAGGAAAAUCACAUAAGCCGGCGGCAAAUACCUAUGUACAUCGAUAUAUACUCGUAUUUGUGCGUUUCCAUGACUAA